This is a messenger RNA of Lucilia sericata (common green bottle fly), 504 nucleotides long. RefSeq names its product nucleolin-like. The record is from RefSeq and is a predicted model, not a curated record. The transcript has a single exon. Lineage: Eukaryota; Metazoa; Arthropoda; Insecta; Diptera; Calliphoridae. The coding region runs from base 1 to 504 and encodes 167 amino acids.
AUGCGUUUUCAUCUAAUUUUCGUGUUCGCUUUAUUCUUGGCUGUGGUACAUGCUCAAGCAGUUCCUUCAACUGGCGGUAACAAUGAAGUGCAACCUUUAAUUGUGGGUGUUUUUGAAGGAAUUAAGCCAGAAGGUGUCAAAAGCGAAGAGGAUGAGGAAGAAGAAGAGGACGAUGAUCAGGAUGUUGUAGUGCAAGAUGCUGAAGAUGACGAAGAUGAAAAUGGUGAGGAUGAGGGAGAUAAUAAUGAAGAUGUUGAGGAAGAAGAAAGUAGUGGUGAUGAUGAUGUAGAAGAUAAUGAAGUAAAUGGUGACGAUUCUGAUCAAAAUGUGGAUAACGAUGAAGAUGAUGACGUUGUUGAAAAUGAUGAGGAAAACGACGAUGACAACCAAUCUGUCGAAGAGGACAAUGUUUCAGAAUCACAUCACAUUCCCAAACCUAGACCUUUACCACCACAUCAACGUCACAGCUUUUUAAGAGGACAAUUUCAAAAGAAAAGAGAAUAA